AUGGGAUUCGCUUCCAAACUAGCUCAAGCAAACCAAUUGGCAGGUGCAGCAGGCCUCAUGUCAAACAAACCACCAGGUGCUUCCUACGGCGCACAGGGCGGAUACGGUGUAGCCCAAGGUCAAGGUCAAUCCCCCUACGGCGCUCCUCAACAAGGUCAAUAUGGUCAACAACAAGGUCAGUACGGCCAGCAACAGUCCGCGUACGGUCAACAGCAACAACAACCUGGCCAAUAUGGCGCACAACAACAGGGUCAAUACGGUCAACAACCCCAACAAGGGUAUGGCGCUCCUGCUGUUCCAGGCGGUAGACCAGGUCAAGCUCCAGGUGGUUAUGGUCAGCAGUCUGGUCAGUAUGGUCAACAGCAACCCGCUUACGGUCAACAACCAGGGCAAUACGGCCAACAAUCCGGCCAGUACGGUCAACAACCCGGUCAAUAUGGCCAACAACAACAACCGGCAUAUGGGCAACAACAGUCUCAAUAUGGUCAACAACCCGGUGGAUAUGGCCAGCAACCAGGUCAAUACGGUGCUCCUGGAGGAUACGGCGGAGCAGGAGCUGCACCUGGAGGUGGUGGUGUGAACGCUCAAUACGUUUCUCAACUCUUGAGCCAAUGUGUCAGAGAUCAACAUCUCGAAGCCUUCUACCCUCCUCAAGCACUUGAACCGAUCGCCCAACGAAUCGUUCAAUCAGGCGCUCUACAACAACUCGCAUCGAACUGGAAACUUCCCGUCGAGCUCGCCUCAGACUUGGUCAAGAUCUCGCUCUUCGAUGUCGUCGUCCUCAUCGAUGACUCGGGAAGUAUGGCUUUCGAACAGAACGGUGAAAGGAUUGAGGAUCUCAAGAUGAUUUUGGGCAAGAUCGCUUUCGCUUGCUCUCUCUUUGACCAUGACGGGAUCCAAGUCCGAUUCCUCAACUCUCAACUUCAAGGUAAUAACAUCAACAACGAGCAAGCCGCUUUACAACUUGUCCAACAAGUCAAAUUCAGUGGUCUUACUCCGCUCGGUACAUCCCUUGACCAGAAGAUCCUCCAACCUCUUCUUUUGGGUCCUGCCAGGGCUAAUGCUUUACAAAAGCCUCUCCUUAUUAUUGCUAUCACUGAUGGUGCUCCUGCUGGGGAAUCGACCGACAAGAUCGUCCAAGUCAUCACCAAUGCCAGUCAUGAACUCCAACGAAGUCGAUACGGUCCCGAUGCUGUCUCCUACCAGCUCUCUCAAGUUGGGAACGAUAAGUCUGCUCAAAAGUUCUUGUCAUCCCUUGACGACAACCCCGCGAUAGGUUCGCUUAUUGACCAGACUAUGGACUUUGAGUACGAGCAAGAACAAAUGAAGCAGAAGACUGGUGAAGACUUGAGUCCUGAAAUGUGGCUUAUGAAGUUGUUGCUCGGUCCUAUCGAUACCUCCUACGAUUCCAAGGACGAGACCAACGCUCCUCCCCGACGAUAUUAG
Kwoniella botswanensis is the source of this 1446-nucleotide messenger RNA. RefSeq lists its product as uncharacterized. The coding region runs from base 1 to 1446 and encodes 481 amino acids. The transcript is spliced from 11 exons. The record is from RefSeq and is a predicted model, not a curated record. Lineage: Eukaryota; Fungi; Basidiomycota; Tremellomycetes; Tremellales; Cryptococcaceae.